CUCUUCCGGCGCCCGGCCACCCUCCUUGGCGGGGAAUGCUGCGGAGUGGCUGCGCGCUGAGGCAGCUCCGGGCUGGACGUGCUGCUCCGGCGGCUGCUCGGCUCCCUUUGGGCGCCGAGAUGCCUAAGAAAGCCGGUGCGACGAACAAGGGUAAAAGCCAGAGCAAGGAACCAGAGAGACCACUUCCUCCCUUAGGUCCUGUGGCAGUUGAUCCUAAAGGUUGUGUCACCAUAGCCGUCCAUGCCAAACCUGGUUCCAAACAAAAUGCUGUGACAGAUGUGACAGCCGAGGCUGUAAGUGUGGCUAUUGCAGCGCCUCCAGCGGAAGGAGAGGCUAACGCUGAGCUCUGCCGGUAUCUUUCCAAGGUCCUAGAACUCAGGAAGAGUGAUGUGGUUUUGGACAAGGGUGGUAAAUCUCGCGAAAAAGUGGUGAAGCUUUUGGCCUCCACAACUCCAGAAGAGAUCUUGGAGAAGUUGAAAAAGCAAGUUGAAAAACAAUAAAAGCAAGAAAUGAAAAAUAUAUCUUUAAGAAACUUUAAUUGCAAAUGAUGAAGAGGCUACUAAAAAGGAAAAUAUAUAUUUCUGUACACCUGGAACUAAUACAACAUUGUAAAUCAA
Messenger RNA from Vicugna pacos (alpaca), 617 nucleotides. RefSeq names its product chromosome 27 C15orf40 homolog (gene C27H15orf40). The record is from RefSeq and is a predicted model, not a curated record. Gene Ontology annotation, cellular component: cytoplasm. Lineage: Eukaryota; Metazoa; Chordata; Mammalia; Artiodactyla; Camelidae.